UGCAGUAUUGUGAAGUUGUAUUUCCCAACAGAUGUUCCUGCUUCCACAUAUACUGCUGUUCAACAUUCUGGCAGCCACCACGAGCCUGGUGUGUCACAGGAUUCCGUCACCGACAUACAACUGACAGCAACGGAACAAGGAGGGGAGGGGGAGGCAGAGGAAGAGUACCCAGCUGAGGAUGAGGAAGCAGCUGACCAUGGCUGCAGAAAAACAAACACAGAGGAGUGUGAUGAGGACGGGCUGGAGGACCUGCCGUCUUCCAUAUGUCGUCGCGGGGCCGUUGGCCGCUGGAGGGGCCCCAUCUCUCGUAAGGCCAGCCAGACCAGCGUAUACCUGCAGGAGUGGGACAUUCCAUAUGAGCAGCUGCAGCUCGGAGAGCUCAUUGGCAAGGGUCGCUGGGGGAAGGUGCACAAGGGUCGCUGGCAUGGUGAAGUGGCCAUUCGCCUGCUGGAGAUUGACGGCAACAACCAGGAUCACCUGAAGCUCUUUAAGAAGGAGGUGAUGAACUACAGGCAGACCAGGCACGAGAACGUUGUCCUGUUCAUGGGCGCCUGCAUGGCUCCCCCCCACCUCGCCAUCAUUACCAGUUUCUGCAAAGGUCUGACUCUAUACUCUGUUGUAAGAGAAAGAGGUCACAUGCUCGACCUCAAUAAAACCAGACAGAUUGCUCAGGAGAUUGUGAAGGGAAUGGGUUAUCUGCACGCCAAAGGAAUCAUUCACAAAGAUCUGAAGUCCAAAAAUGUGUUCUAUGACACAAACAAGGUAGUCAUCACAGACUUUGGCCUGUUUGGGAUGUCUGGAGUGGUACAAGAGGGCAGAAGAAAGAACGUGUUACGGAUACCUCGGGGUUGGCUCUACUACCUGGCUCCAGAGAUUGUUCAAAAAAUGAGUCCAGAGGUUGAUGAGGACCAGCUGCCGUUCUCCGGAGCUGCUGACGUUUAUGCAUUUGGUACAAUCUGGUAUGAGCUGCAGGUCGGAGACUGGCCAAUCACCGACCGGUCUGUGGAAGCUACAAUCUGGCUAGUGGGCAGCAAUGAGGGCAUUAAGAAGGUGCUGGCAGAAGCCAACCUAGGCAAGGAGGUCACGGUGAGUCUUUACAUAGAUCUUAGAAAAACACCCACUAGAGCUAUUAUCAUUAUUAUUGUAUUAUUAUG
Messenger RNA from Larimichthys crocea (large yellow croaker), 1154 nucleotides. RefSeq names its product kinase suppressor of Ras 1-like. The record is from RefSeq and is a predicted model, not a curated record. Gene Ontology annotation, cellular component: cytoplasm. Gene Ontology annotation, biological process: Ras protein signal transduction; protein phosphorylation. The transcript is spliced from 8 exons. Lineage: Eukaryota; Metazoa; Chordata; Actinopteri; Sciaenidae. The annotation marks the transcript as partial. Gene Ontology annotation, molecular function: ATP binding; protein kinase activity.